CACGACGACGACGGCUAGAUACCUACAGCUCACCAGGCACGGCCGUACACAGGAACAUCACAGUUUCUCAGUCAGUUUCGUCGAGACACUUUCAUCAUCGUCAUCAUCGAGUCAGUCGCGGUCGUGAUUGUCGUGGACGUCUGCUGGCUGAGUCUGAGACGGUCGUCGUCGAGGCUGUCUCGUUUCGCGUUUGUUCAGAGUGGAAUUCAAUAAUUAGAUCGGAAAAACGGUGUGUACAAUAUUGGAACACGGAGUAUUCCUUGGUUGGAGCUAACUGAUAUCGGAAUAGUGCUGAAUGAAUAGCAUUAGUGCUCCAUCUGGAGCGAAUCGAUGAAGCGGAAAAUUGAGCGAAGUGUCGAAGAAAUAAAUGAUGACCAUAAAGGAAGUUGGGCCCGACAUCGCGGUGAAGUGGUCCGGAAGAUAAGAGAACCCGUCGUUCCUACGAGAGGAUACUCCGAUGAAAGUAUACAGGUUCAAAAUUUUAAGGAAAUGUGAAAACAUAUGCAAUGAUAGUGAUUAAGGUGAAAAUUAAAAUCUGUGGAAGCUGCGCUUAGUUGCGAUUGUUGGAAGAGAAAGUUCAGAGGAUAAGGGAGAGAGCAGCACAACGCCAGAGUAAGGACUGCCGCUACAAAAUGGGGAACUACUGUAGUUCGGGACAAACCAAAAAGGACAAGGAUAAUGCUUCAGAGAAGUCGGAAGAAUCGCCAUCGUACCAGCUGGCCGAGAAAAAUAAAUCCAAACCCAACGAUACGAAGGAAGCUCCACUGGCAGCACCGGAAGUGACUUCCGACGGGUCCGGAACGGGACCGGUAUCGAAUAAUUCUACUGCCAGUGGAGGUGGAGGUGGUGCAGCAGUUGGCAGCAAUCCAGCGACAACUGGUGGCUCAUCUGAGACUAGUAAAGCACAAUUGAAGGCUCUGCAGAAUGUACAGUCGGUUACACUCUCUGCUGAUUCAACGUCCAACAGCCCGAUGGCUGCCUCACCUCCCUGUGAUAUCUCGUUGAUUCAGCAGAACCUACCGCAGAGCUUGACACCAUUGUACGGAAAGCCAGCCUCUAGUCGCCGCACGGAUAAAUAUAAGAAAAUUGUCCUCUAUAUUCUGGCAGCCGAUGAUACGUAUCAAACGGAGAAGACUGUCCUACGAGAUGUAUUCAAAGGAUUGGUGCAAAAGUGUCAAAGUCGCGGCUUUGAGCUGCACGUUUCGGAUUUGCACGUGCAGCAAACCAAGGGCAACAGUUUAAAUGUGACUAAAUGGUUGAGCGGCCCGUUGGAGGCCCAAGGAGGACACGAUUUGGCUGCCAACUGUUUGGCGGAAAUUGCACGCCAGUCGUGUGAUUCCUAUCUGAUCCCGAUACUGUUCCUGAGCUCUACCUUGGGGGACCCGUUGCUUCCGCUGACGAUUGAAAGUCAAGACUUCGCAUCGGUGCUGCAAACAGCCGAGAUUAACGCAGAGGACCGAGCCAUUCUGGAGAAGUGGUACACAUUGGACGACAAGUCGCAGCCGGCGUGCUACCGUUUGAAUGUGAAAAACAACUCGAAUCUAACGGCAGAAGAAUCGGAGAAGGAGCUCUCUACGUUGCUGAAAAUUUUAAUUGAUAUCUUUCCCAAAGAGCUACGGGAUUCCUAUCUGACAACGGUGGUUGAACAGGAAAUCAACAACACUGUUCUGAUCAACCAGGAGCUCUCUAAGCGAUGUCUUUGGAUCCAAAAUACGAUCUCACCGUUGAAGGUCACGGAAAAUUCAACAUCCGCCGAAGUGGAAAUGGUUCGAAGAAUUACCAACAUUCAGGGCGAUUUGAAGAACCACCUGACCGAGAAGCACAUCCUUCGUAUUCCGGCGAACAUCGCCCAGCAACAGGAUCAGUUUGCCACGCUACUGGAGAAUUGUCUGUCCACCGAGAUUGAUCUGAUCGUCGAGGAGCACAUGAGCAAAUAUUCGAUUCCCAUGUGCACCUACGGAGUCGAUCGCCGGCUGCUGAGUGAAAUCGAGGAAGUCAACCGCCAUUCACGUGUUCUGAAUGAAAAUUGCGCCAACUUUUCCAUUACGGAUCGGGUGAAAGAGUACCUCACCAGUAAACGACGGAAACCGCUGGUGAUUUUCGGCAAAACCGGUGCCGGGAAGAGUGUUCUGGUGGCAAAGAUCUCCCAGAAUAUCCAUACGUGGCUGCCGGAUUCUCAUUUAGUUCUAAGAUAUACCAAUCUGACUGCGAUGAGCUCCGAUGUGACCUCGUUGUUAGGAUCAAUUACGGAACAAAUUUCGGUGCUCGUGAAAAGUGUACCAACUCGAUGCCAUCAUACCAUUGAAUCAUACUCGGAAACUUUGAAGCAGCUGAUCGAAGGCACAAAACAGCAAAUCACAAUCCUGAUCGAUUCCGUAGAUAGUCUUCGGGAUCUCGACGAGCUCGAUUGGCUUCCGCUGGAGCUGUUGGAAAAUGUGAAACUGGUUCUGACUGUAUCCUCCACAUGCACCAGCCAGGACCAGUUCGGUGCGGAAGACAUUGUACUGAAACGGUUGAAGGAGAAAACUGGCGAUGCCGACAGCUUCCUGUAUUUGACUCCUUUCACUCAAGAACAGUGGGAGGAUGUGCUGUGUUUUGGCGGUGGGGACAUUUACUCGGCAAACGGCGCUCUACAGUUACCUGAUGGUUGGAAAAAGUCUAAUGAGAAAAUUUCGGUGCAAGCAAAGAUACUGUGGUGGCUAGCUUGGCUUGGAGUGACGGAUUUAGCUGAUACCUCGGUGUCGUAUAUUAGCGAGAAGGUGUUUGAGAUUCUGGAGGAAAAAUUCACUGGCGCUUUUACUAGGUUCAUUAUAUCUGUCCUGCUAGCGGCGCGGGAAGGUCUACUCGAAACGGAGAUUAUUACGCUUAUUAGGAAUUCUAAUUUAGUUACAGGGUCCACCACCAAGUUAUGGACACAUUUUUGCUGGAAAAUGGGACCAUUAUUUUUGCACAACAAAAACAUAAUCGUUGUGGACAAAACGCUCAGAGAAGUAGCUAGGAAGCGAUACGAGAAGGACAUCCAAGAAGCGCACAAAACCCUGUACGACUUCUUUGAAAAGCAACCGAACUGCUACACCGACAAGAAGGGGAAGGAUAAAAGCUUCAACACUAGGAAAUUCAUAGAACUCCCAUACCACAAGUACAAGCUAGAAGCCAGCGCAGCAUCCUUUGCCACGUCGUCUUUCCUCACCGAUCUGGGCUGGCUUCACGAGAAACUAACCGCUACCGGCUGUGUUCAUUUGUUGAAUGAUAUAUGUUUAGUAAACUUAACGGAAAAUGGCGACGAUCCAGCUGUGGGCCAUUUGAUGGUGCUGAAAAAGUUCUUGGAAACACACUUCAAGGCCCUGAACUACGAUGGUCAACAGUUGUUUUCCUUGUUGUCCGUGUACAUCGAGGCAGAAAUGGAGACCGUUGGCUCGAGCUUGACUGAGAAUGAAGUACUGAAAAAGUGGCGAGUUUUCAUCGAUUCCAGUCCGGUAACAUAUCUGCAGAAGCUGGAGUAUAGUGAGGCAGGAGUAAUUACGGAAGAACCACCGAAGGAAAGUGGAGAUGUGAAGAGUGCACCGGUGGGUUAUGAUUUGAUAAUGAACUUGAACAUUGAUGGAUUCUUCGUUAUAUCGUUAAGCACCGAGAGAGAGGAGAUUUGCGUUUGGGAUGUUGCAAAGUGCAGUAAAGUGCGUACAUUGUUGGGUGUGCCACAGCCGUCGGCGAUUUGCCCAGUUGGAGAACAUGGUGUUGCAGUACUGUGCCGAAGAGAAAUCCGGAUGGUUGAUCUCGACGAUGGAAAGUUCAUGGUUACGCUGAAGGGCGUCAUGAACCAGAAGAUGCCAUACUUUGGUUUGCAUGAUUCAUCCCAUUUGGUUUGCCUGUCAAGAAAUCGAAUGUACGUUAAUCUGAUGAACAUUGAAUCUGGAGAUUGCGUAACGACCUUUAAGGCGGGCGAGGAUCGGUUCCUCAAUUCACUGCUGGUGUCUGGCGAUGGAAGAAUCCUGGUGUGUGGUGACGAAACUCAGAAACCGUUUCCGUUGCUGGUUUGGCAUUUAUCGCAGAAGAAGUUGCUCUACGAUCUUCGUAUACCCCAUCAUGACUUCAUCACCUCGCUGUCGGCCAUAACUCAUGAAGGAUCGUACGUGUGCGUGGUGGCCAAAGAACUUGCUGAACCCAGUCCGAAUUUCAUCGUCGUAUACGACCUGCAAAGUGGUACACUGUUCAAGAAGUGGAAGCCAUCGUGUAACACUGUCUCGUUAGCUAUCUCCCAAACCAACACGUGCGUUAUCGCCGGGUUGGAGGAUGCCCGAAUCUUGAUAUGGGACUUGGUUACAGGAAACUGUCGUUGUACGCUGACUGGACACAACGCACCGGUGACGCUGCUGAAGUUGGACCCGACGGGCAAAGUUCUGCUCUCCGGUGAUAAGGAAGGUCGUGACAUGUCCAUCAGGUUGUGGGAGCUGGACAGUGGCAAAUCGCUAGCCGUUUAUACUCCUCACGAGAAGAUAACUACCUGUGAGAUCCUCAAAGGAGGACAGUACCUGGCGAUUGCCCUUGAAAAUAGGGCCAAUAUCAUAACGUUGAAGUUGCGAGGGGCAAAUGUUGCCGAGCCGGAUAAGGCAGUGGAAGCGAUUGUUUACGGCAAACAAGAUAACUGUGGAAAAGUAUUCAAUUUGAAACAGUAACACAAUUAGGUUUAAAAUAUUUAUUUUUGGUUCAUUCAUAAUAUUUGUUCUAGAUUUAUGUUCAUAUUAUCGCCAUAAUAACAAUUGCACAUUUUAUAAGAACCGAAGUAAGUACAGAGCUACUCAUCUCAGAAUCGGAACAGUACACUUGGUACUACCAGACCAUGAUCGCGAUUCAGAUAGAUGUACAGUUCUGCAACCGUUCCAAAUGUUCUAGCAAUAAUAUCCAUGUCAUUCGUAAAAAUACCAAUUUGGCCGGAUUUCGUGCCCCAGCUGUUUGCACCUGUAGUACACCUUCCAGGGCAAUAUUGAACAGCAGACAUGAGAGUCUAUCCAACCUGCUAGACAGAUCGCCCGAAACCCUUACGCAGUUUUUACAGAUCGUUGGCUUUGAUCAGUCUCGUGGGCUUCCCGGAGAGGCCGUUCUCGUCCAUGAUUAUCCAUAGCUCUGUACAGUCGAUACUGUCGUACGUCGAGUCGCCUUGAAAUCGAUGAAUAGCGUUGGGGUCUGGUAGGUGAAGAUCUGGUCCGUUGUCGAGCGGCCUUCAAGGAAGCCGGCUUAAUAACAUCCUAUAAACUCAUUCCUUUUGGUGAAAGACGACGGAUGAUGAUCUGGAAUAGCACUUUGAAGGAGGCAGGCAGGCAGGUGACCAACUUAUCCGGGCCCAUCUUGAUGAGUUCAGCUCUGAUACCGGCUGAAUUAUUGUUCUUGCGCUGCUGGAUGGUAUCCUUUACUUCCCUCAACGUGGGAGUUGGCUCGUUGUUGCUUUUUGCUGUACUGACGUAGUCAUAUCUCCCGCUGCGAAGUCAUAUUGCGCUCCCCGCAAAAUUUCGUCCAAGUGUUGCUUCCAUCUUUAGAUCACCUCACGUUCGUCCGCCAAAAUGCUCCCGUUCUUACCCCGCACAUUUCGGAUCCCGGCACGAAGCCUUUGCGGGAUGCGUUGAGCUUCUGGUGGAACUUCUGUGUUUCUUGUUAACGGCACAGCGGUUCCAUUUGUUCGCACUCUGCUUCUUCUAUAGGCGGUGCUUUGUCUCCCGGAAGAGGCGGCUCUGCUGCUUAUGCGUUGUUUUAUAUCGUUCCACAUUCUGUCGAGUCCCGUGCUGCAGCAUGACCGACCACACUCGCUGCGAUCUUCUCUUCCAAAAUCUCUCUACACCCAUCCUCUACAUACCCUAGGUUGGUCUCAGCUGCGUUGUUUAUGGUGGCUUUUAUCGUACUUCAGCAGUCCUCGAGAGGGACUGUCUCAAAAUACCGCUUCAGUCUCUCCAGAUUAUACCGAGGCGGCCGUUGAUAUCGUAUGUUGUUAAUCACGUUGAGUUUAUGGUGCAUUUUCACCGCGUCAGGUAUUGGUCAGAGUCGAUGUUAGCACUACGAUAAGUCUUGUCGUCGAUAAUGUCAGAGUAGUACCUUCCGUCAAUCAGGCCGAUUUGGGAUUACGUCUACUGCGGUGGCGAAAUCAAUCAAUCGUAGACCGUUCUCGCUGGUGGGCGCUGAACAUUCCAAUCGACUGCCUGAAUUCGUCCUCGUGUCCUAGCUGAGCAUUUAGGUCUCCUAUCUGGCAGCUCUGGUAGAUGGUAUGAGUACCUCUAAAGGUUCGCAUCGUUGAACCUGUUCAACGCACCUCCUGCACCGUUUUCUGUUAUUCUCUUUGGUUUGCAAAUCUUCCUGUUUCAAUUUGAAAUAAAUAUCUCACUCAUAGAAACAAAAACAAAAAAAAAAGUAACAUGGAUUAAAGACAAAAUUUAACCCAAAAAUCGUUACUUGGAUCGUUAUUGCAUAAUAGCUAAAUCAGUAACACCUGAUUCCAUUCGUAAUGUAACCUUGGCCCGUAGAUGACGCAUAGAAUGACAAAGAUAGAGGAAAUUGCGGUUUCGGCAUUUUCGCAACCGGUCAGGUGAAUGGAAGUGUUAGUUAAUGAUCAUUUUUUGGCAUUAAGAUGCAUCAUGUACGGUACGUUCAUCGGUUUUGGCCAGCCUAAGGAAAAUCAUGUAAGCCAUGUAAGCUACCAAUAUCUUAAAUAAAAACAUUCAAUCCAUAUUUUGUGUAAAAAGAAUUGAGGAAUCAGGCUAAUACUUAGCAAUUGCAGUUAAGUUAGAAAUACAACACUAGUUAUGGCCAUACUCUUAGCUUUGGUUUCUAUUUUGACCAAUCGAAUGUAUUUUUUAUGGGUAACGCCAAAUGAGACGGCCGAAGCAGAUUUUUGAAAGCUGAUUUGUUAAGGGACAUUAUAUUUUCUGCCAUUUUUUCAAAUCAAAUACUUCAAGCUAUAGUUAUCAGUUAUCAAAUACUUUUAGUGAUAGCUAAUAGUUAUUAAGAUCUUCUAGUCUAAAAUUAAUGCAUGCCGAUUUAGAUCGCGACAGGUUGUCUUAUAAACUAUGUUUAAAAUUGACAACUGCCCAAAACUGAUGCUACUGAUUCUACUGGUGCAUCGUCAUGCCAAUAAUAAGAUCCACCGGUAACAUGUGAAGAAACUGCCCCAUCCGUCGUUUCCCCCGUAUAAAAUCUACGUACGUAAUUAUGGAAUCAUACUUGGCAAUCGAUGCCAAAUCGGAGUAAUAGUCAUUCAAAUUAAGAAUCAUAGUAGCGUUAGCUUGAAUUCAUUAUCAAAUUAUAGGCGCAGUGUGACUAACGCUCUUCUCGAUAACGUUUGUGUUAAUCGGAAUCCUGUGAAUAGCUUCCACUCAGUGUGUAUAAUUACGAAGCAGUAACGCGAUAGCUCAAGCAUUAAACAUCCAAGCUACCGCGGUGUGGUUCGUAAGCAGCAUUUUACUUAGAUACUGUAAUUAAAUGAAAUUCGAAAAUAAAAAAAGAGGAAAAUUGUAGAGCUCUAAGCGUACAGAGAAUUCGUCUAAAACAUAAUCAUUAAUGGGUAAGCAGAAUUCAGAAGCAAGUAAACUCUCGUACUAUUAUGUGUAUGCAUGGAACCAAGUAAGUCGAAUCAGCAACUAUACAGCCAAAUACAGCUGUAAACCAUUUAAAUUGGGUCACUAUCUAUAUCUAGGCUAAGACAGAGCUAUAGAUUUUGAGCAUUUGUGGAAUGUACCAAUGUAUUGUAUCGCAAUAGGCAAGAAGUCAUGUCAUUUCCAAAUAUCCACGAAACUUAAUCACAAGAACACUUUGCAUAGCAAUACGUACGAAAUGAAUGAGAACGUCGAAGCUCUCACAAUACAAUUGUUCUGUUCCUCAGACACACAAAACAAGUGUAAUCUUGGGUCCUGUACUAUCUUCCCUCUAUCUCAUAGGUUGUCUAUUGUGAUUAGGCUUCCAUUUUGGAUUAGUGAUGGUCUACUCUUGAGUAGAAAUCUUUAGGUUAGGUCGCACAAAAAUGUACAAUCAGUUUUUAUGACUUUUUUUUCUAUUUAGCAUAUCUGUGCACUGUUUUAUACUAACUUUUCAACUAUUAUUCAAAUAAAAAAUGUUACAUCAAGCUAAGUACUCACUCAUUAUACGUAUCAGCUAACUUAAAUAAUACACCGACGUGUGUCACAGCAUCCAACAAGAUAAGUGUGAGAUAGCGUCUAUAAAUAUCUGCUACUCGAUUAAAGGCAAUUUUCCACGUGAUCGGUGAAUUGUCGUUAUUGGGUAUAUUUGUGUGAGUGUUAUUUUAUUUAUUCCGCCAUCCAAAUAUCCAUAAAAUGGAAAAAUGUAUUGCAUCCAAACACAAAGAUUAAACUGAUGAAGCAACCGAAAAUACCAAAGCAUACCUUAGUUACGGUAUAGAACUGUAACGAGUAGCGAACAAACAAAGAAACCACAAAAAAACUAGUAGAAGCUCUCAUCUGGUAUGAGGAAUAAGGCUGGUCCUUUAAAAACCAAAAUGAAACAAAAACAUACAUCGUUAGGCAAAACAACAAUGACUUUAGCGUUUUAAUUAAUUUAAAUCAUGAUGAAACAACAAUGGUGAAGGGAGCGACCAACGCAAGAUCUACAAAAAAAAAACAA
Molecule: messenger RNA, 8616 nt
Organism: Aedes albopictus (Asian tiger mosquito)
Lineage: Eukaryota; Metazoa; Arthropoda; Insecta; Diptera; Culicidae
Exons: 17
Coding region: 633-4673 (1346 amino acids)
Molecular function (GO): protein binding
Source: RefSeq, a predicted model, not a curated record